AAUAUCGGUGAGUGAACAUUUCACAACAUCCUCGGUAAGUAAACGUAGAAUUACAUAAGAAGGCACGUUUAUAGGUACCUUUAGGACAUCUAUAUUAUAUAUAGAAAUGGAAGAGACUACUCCAAUGGAGGGGGUUGAGGAGGGAACUGUGCCAGAGCAACCUGAGGAAGAGGAGGGCACUGUCAUUGACACGGGGGUGCUGCACAUCACUGUCCCUCCUCCCCCACCCCCGCCCAUGAAGGCAGAUGGUACAGGCCCGAGGCUGGUCAUCACACACAUUGUCAAUGAGAACUUCAAGUCCUACGCUGGCAAACAGAUUCUGGGACCAUUCCAUAAGAGUUUCUCAUGCAUCGUCGGCCCCAACGGUAGCGGGAAGUCGAACGUGAUUGACGCCAUGCUGUUUGUGUUCGGAUACCGUGCCCAGAAGAUCCGCUCCAAGAAGAUCUCAGUCCUGAUCCACAACUCUGACCAACACAGAGACCUGACCAGCUGUACUGUCAGUGUGCACUUCCAGAAGAUACUGGACAAGCCUGGCGAUGAUUUUGAGGUUGUCCCUGGCAGCAAGUUCGUUGUCUCCCGUACUGCCAACAAGGACAACACGUCUGCGUACUACGUGGACGGGCGGAGGAUGCAGUUUAAGGAAGUUGCUGCCCUGCUGCGUGGACACGGCAUUGACCUGGACCAUAAUAGGUUCCUCAUCCUGCAGGGAGAGGUAGAACAGAUCUCCAUGAUGAAGCCCAAGGCUCAGACAGAGCAUGAUGAGGGGAUGUUGGAGUAUCUGGAGGACAUCAUCGGCAGCUCGCGCUUCAAGCAACCCAUCGAACAGCUGGAUAAAGCCGUGGAGGAACUCAACGAACAGAGGGGAGAGAAGUUGAAUCGUGUAAAAGCAGUGGAGAAGGAGAAGGAUGAGCUGGAGGGGUCUAAGAAUGAAGCCAUGGCCUGGCUGGCUGCAGAAAAUGAAGUCACCAUCAGGAAGCACAAGUUGUACCAGGUCUACAUCCAUGAGUGCACAGCUAAUCAGAAGCUGGCAGAAGCAAAGGUGGCAGAGAUUAAAGAAGGGAUGGCAGGAACAGACGAGGAACUACAGAAACUGGAGGAAGAAAAGAAGGCCAAAACAAAGGACAGCAAGAAGGCCAACAAGGCACUUGAGAAACUCCAGAACGAGUGUACAGAAAACAAGGAGAAGUUCUCUGAGUUUGAACGUCAAGACGUGAAGCUUCGAGAGGACCUGAAACACGGCAAGAGCAAGGAUAAGAAACUCAGGGCCUCCCUGGAGUCGGAGAAAAAGAAGCUGGAGGAACUGCGCCUGGUGCCUGGCAAGAGUGAGAAGGAGAUAGAAGAACAGACCAAGAAAAUUGAACACCUGGAGAAGAAACAGAAGGUGGAGGAAGAAAAGGUUGCCGAGGUCAUGGCCAGCCUUAAAACUGAGACUCAGGGACUGCAGAAGGAAAAGGAGGAAAAAGAGACUGUCCUGAUGGGUCUACAGAAGGAUCUGAAUGAGACCAAGUCCAAGACAGCCGUGGCCCAGUCGGAGCUGGACAUCUACCUCAGUCGCUAUGACAACGCUGUCAGUCAGCUGCAGGGGGCAGAGCAGAACCUGGACACUGCAGUCAACACUCUCAAGGACAGGAAAAGUGGCAUCAAGGACGUGGAGAAGCGUAUCCCAGAGUGUGAGAAGGAACUACAGAAAGCCAGGACUGACCUGGAGAAAGUCACAAAGGAUGAGGCAGAGGUGGCACAGGAGUUGAGAAAAUGCCGUAUGAAGGUGGAAGACGCCCGAAGCUCCAUGCAGGCACAAAGGAGUCGUGGGAAGGUUCUGGAGGCUCUCAUGCUACAGAAGCAGUCUGGGAAGAUACCCGGCAUCUUUGGGAGACUGGGUGACCUAGGAGCCAUCGAUGAUAAGUACGACGUAGCGAUCUCCACGGCGUGUGGCAACCUGGACACCAUCCUGGUAGACACCAUGGACACGGCUCAGAAGUGUGUCAACUUCCUCAAGAAGGCCGACAUCGGCAGGGCUAAGUUCCUGGGUCUGGACCAGCAACAAAGGUACAGGGCAAGUUGCCAGAACAAGAUCAAGACUCCAGAGAACAUCCCCCGUCUGUUUGACCUUGUGAAGGUGAAAGAUGAGAAGGUCCUGCCUGCGUUUUACUAUGCCCUGCGUGACACCCUGGUGGCAGAUAACCUGGAUCAGGCCACGCGAUGUGCCUUCCAGGGCAGCCAGCGCUACCGGGUGGUCACACUCACAGGACAGAUCAUCGACGUGGCAGGAACUAUGACUGGAGGUGGUACUAAGGUAAUUAAAGGCAGGAUGGGGUCCUCUGUUGUCAGUGACUUCGACCCUAGGGAAGUGGAGAACAUGGAGAACAAGCUUGCACGACUGUCUCAGGAAGCCCAGCAGCUGAAGGAGAGGAAACACGGCCUGGAGGAGACUGUACAACGUUUGGAGAGGGAACUCACCAAGAUUAAAAUGGACCAGAAGAAGUUUGACAUGGACAUCAAGGCCCUGACAGAACAGGAGGUGACCCUGAAGCAGCAGGUUACAGAACUACAGCAGCAGGUCAAGGAGGCAGAACCAGACAAGGCACAACAAGCCAGGCUGGAGAAAACUCUGGCUGCUCACAAGAAAGAAUAUGAAAAAGCUGCAGAGGCAUCUUCAAAAGUGGAGGCGGAAGUACAAAGCCUUCACAAGAAGAUCAUGGACAUCAGUAACAGUAAGAUGAAGUCAGCCCAGGACAAGUUGGACCAGGUCAACAAGGAAAUUGACGAGGCCAACGCAGCAGUCACCAAGGCCAAGGUCGCCAACAAAACUGCUAAAAGAAACAUCACCAAAACUGAGGAGAAGAUUGGGAAGCUGGAGAAGGAUAUAGAAGACAACAAGACGGCCAUCGAUCAGUUCGAGGCAGACUUCUCCCAACUAGAAGAGAAGGCUACAGAGGUCUUGAACCUCUUCACAGAGUCCAAGGAAAAGAUGCAGGAAGUGGAGGCAGUAGUAGCAGACAUUAAGAAGGAGCUGGACAGUCUGGAGGCCAAACAGAAUGAGCUGAAGAGUGCUCAUGUGGACAUCAGGCACCAACUGGAGGAAAAAGUUAAUGCAGUCAAAGAGAACCAGGGCAAGAUCAAGUACUGGAAAAAGGAGAUAGAGAAGAUGGUUCUGCAUGAGGUUGAUGAUGAGAAGGCCCCGCGUGAGCUGCAGGAGCUGACAGAAGAGGAGAUCAGUGCCAUCAACGCACAGCAGCUACAGUUUGAGAUCACCGUACAGGAGGAGAAACAAGCAGAGUUCAAACCUAACAUGGCUGCCAUCAACGAGUACAGGAAAAAGGAGCAAAUGUACCUGAAGCGUGUCUCAGAACUUGAUGAGAUCACGAGUCGACGUGACCAGCAGCGGAAGGCCUUCGAGGACCUCCGUAAGCAGCGGCUGGAUGAGUUCAUGGCAGGGUUCGGAGUCAUCACUAACAAGCUGAAGGAGAUGUACCAGAUGAUCACACUGGGCGGAGAUGCUGAGCUGGAACUGGUGGACAGUCUGGACCCCUUCUCAGAGGGGAUCGUCUUCAGUGUUCGACCUCCCAAGAAGAGCUGGAAGAACAUCUCCAACCUGUCAGGAGGAGAGAAGACCCUGAGUUCCCUGGCCCUGGUGUUUGCCCUGCACCACUACAAGCCCACUCCUCUGUAUGUCAUGGACGAGAUCGAUGCAGCUCUGGACUUCAAGAACGUGUCUAUUGUGGCCAGCUAUAUCAAGGAACGUACCAAGAAUGCACAGUUCAUCAUCAUCUCACUCCGUAACAACAUGUUUGAGCUGGCUGACCGCCUGGUCGGGAUCUACAAGACCAACAACAGCACCAAAAGUGUCGCUAUCGACCCAGCUGUCAUAUCUGAGAGGGCAGCAGCCGUGGCAUGAUAACCUCAUUUUCAGAGUGAAAAGGCUACUAUCACUCUACUAACGCAAAAAAGGCUACUACCCUGCACUAGCCUUGAUAGUAGCCUUUUUCACUUUUUGUGGUAAGAUCUCAUGGUCCCUUCCCAGGCAAAAAAACUUAACCUACACAAAGUCUACCUGCCAGUCAUUUGAACCUUUUUUGCAGAUUUUGAAAAGACGCACUGACUGGCCAAACCUCACAAGUGAUUGGACUGCAGAGGUUUGAGGUCAUCCAAUCAGCAGAGGCCCUGUUGAAUGCAUUAGCUCAUCAAGUAAUGUCAUCACCUGGUGCAUAGAAAUUCUUUAGGUCCAGUAUUUUUGUCAGGGAAGCGACUGAAAGAGCUGAGAGAUGGCUUCCAGGCUACUCCAGCACUAUGUACAUUAUCAUUGGUUACAACUCUGUGUAAUCUGUCUGUGACUUUUACAUACAUGUCAAGUCCUGUCCAACUCCUUCCUGACAAACUUUUAAACUAUUCUGGAUAUAAUUUUGUAGAUGUUAGAAAUAUGUAAAAAUCAUUGCAAAUGAUUUGAACUACAAGUAUUGGAGAUAAUUUUCCAACAUGGACCAGUUGUAUGUGCCAUUACUGUUUUGUCCUUACUGUUAACUUUCUACUUAUAACUUUUUUCUUUUGUUUGCUGUAAAAUGAGUGACUGCUAUGUGAUGUUUAUUA
Molecule: messenger RNA, 4584 nt
Organism: Branchiostoma belcheri (Belcher's lancelet)
Lineage: Eukaryota; Metazoa; Chordata; Leptocardii; Amphioxiformes; Branchiostomatidae
Product: structural maintenance of chromosomes protein 4-like
Exons: 27
Coding region: 107-3895 (1262 amino acids)
Biological process (GO): mitotic chromosome condensation
Cellular component (GO): chromosome
Molecular function (GO): protein binding; ATP hydrolysis activity; ATP binding
Source: RefSeq, a predicted model, not a curated record